CAAAAACAAUAGCCGACACCGAUCUGCACAUGUUCUGGUCUUGGCUUAUUUGUGUUCAAUAAUCGUGAGAAAAUGGCAAAAUUUAGACCAAGAGUUAAAGGAAAGGGGAAAAGAUGGCAGAAAGGUCAUAGUUCGAGCUCAAAUCCAGAAACUAAGAAGUUUCGAGAUGCCGCUAGAUCCCGAUUUUUCCAAGAGAACUUAGUAAAUGAUAGCAAACUUACAUCCGAUGCUCUACGCAAACAUGAUGCGUUCAUGGGAACAAAACCAGAGGAAAUUGAAGUGGAUGAGGAAGAGAGUGAAGUCGGAGGCUCAGUGGCAGGAAAGUCUUUUAAGACUUUCCAAACGUUUGCCAGUGACUGGAGCUCAUGUUCGAAUGUUUCAUUUUCCAAUUUCCUGAAACGUUUCACAGCUAAUUCAGCAUUGCACAAGGAGAUGCUUGCUGUUCUUGCUGCAAUCACGGAAGUUAUUAAAAGCAAUGGUGGUACAGAAACUUCAACAGAGUAUUUUGCAGCCCUGAUGACUACUCUCGGGGUUACUGAAUCUGAGGAUUCAUUAGGUGCUGUUUUAACAUUGCUGGGAAUGGGCAUCAAAAGUGUGCCCCAAAGUGUCCUCCGAAAAAAAUUCUCUGAAGCAUCCAAAACAUUCAUGGACCUCUUAGAGCGCUUUGCUGAUUCAGAAAACCAAGUUAUAAUGCGAUCAGUUUUGGGGUGCCUCAGUGUACUAAUGCGUAGUCAGGAAGCAGCUGUGUGGAAGAACUCCUCAACUGUUCAAGUACUUGAUUCUAUAUUAGCCUUCACUACUCACUCCAAACCAAAGAUCCGCAAAGCUGCACAGCAUGCAGUAUGUGCAAUUCUGAAGUCCCUCUGUGAUUCUGCUAAAGGAGAAGGUCACCCUGCAGCACCACAUGUUGCAAAGUUUUGUGUCCGAUCUCUUGAAAAUUCUGUUGGUUCAGUAGCAUCUCAAACAACUUUGCUUCACACACUCUACCUAGUCAAAGAAACAAUUGCAACUUUCCCUAAGCAAAAUCUAAAGACACUUUGUGAAACAGUUUUGAAAGUCAUGACCCUGAACAAUGUCUUGGUGAACUCAUGUGGAAUGCAAGCAUUACAUUCACUGUUUGCUGCACGACCAUCUGCCACUAUUUUGCCAUCUUCUCUGAAUGCACAGCUCAUUUCAGCAUUGUACGAUUAUCAGCCACCAGUCUCUGAUGCUCAGCCAACCCUGGCUUGGUUGGCUGUAAUGCAGGAAGCUCACAUAAAUUUGGCGCUGCAAGAUUUGCCAAUGUGUUGUGGGCAUUUACCUCGACUAUUCACAACGGUGUCUCAGAUGUGGCUAUCUGACAAGGCUGAUGUUCUCAGUAACACAACACAUACACUUUCAGCCGUCAUAAGUGACUGUCUCAAACUGGCAGCUGCUCCUGAUGUCGUUGAGCGCCAUACCGCCACUUUAUCCAAGGUUUUUAAUGUCCUUCAGGAGGGCCUGAAAUACCAGUACCACAGCGCCUGGAAACAUGUCAUUUACCUACUGGGAUCAUUUUUUGAGCACUGUGGUGCAACAUGUGAAAAUAUCAUCCUUCCCUGCCUUACAGCUUUGGGUGAAUUGCAAGAUUCAUACCAAUUUGCCUGUGUGCAUGAAGUUGAUCAUGCAUUGGGGAAGGCAGUUACAGCUAUGGGACCUAAAGCUGUUCUAAAAGCUAUUCCUCUGCAGGUUACGGGAGCUGAAGUGAAUAAUCAAAUCAAACGCAGCUGGCUCUUACCUAUCUUGAGAGAAUCUAUUCGCAACACCGAACUUGGGUUUUUCAUAGAAUACUUUUUACCUUUAGCAACAAUCAGCUGGAGGAAAAGUAAAGAACUUUCUUCUCAAGGAAGAAAGGCAGAAUCAGUGAUUUAUGAGCUUUUCCAAGCUCAAACAUGGUCCUUGCUGCCUAGCUUUUGCAAUCAUCCCACAGACAUCAAGGACUCCUUCAAAAAUAUUGCCAAAGUUUUGGGUACUGUCAUUAGUGACCGUAAAGAUUUACGUCUGUCAGUGAUGAGUGCUCUUCGUAAACUCAUUAUUUGCACUCAAGAGUCAGAACCAUCACCCAAAAAGGAAGAAGAUUUAAAGGAAUUAGCUCGAUUUGCUAAAAACUACGUGCCCAUUCUCUUUAAUCUUUAUACAACCAAAGCAAAUGGUUCUGAAGAGGAGGGUCAUCGUCUAGCUGCUUAUGAAACUAUCAAGGUUUACUUGUCCAUAGCAGAUUCCACUCUUCAAAAUGAUCUAUUUGAAAGAGCUUUCCAAAAGUUGAAGGGAGAAGAGGUUGAUAAAUUCAUCAGAGAAUCUGUUAUGGAUCUUCUCAGAGUUCUUGUUCCCUACCAAGGUCCAGAUAAUAUUGCUAUAUUGUACAAUCUUAUCAAAGAAGGCAUUGCAGAAACCAAAAACAAUCGUUACCAGAAGAAAUCAUACAGGCUGUUGGAAGUGCUUUGCUCAUCUCCGUCAGAUAUUUGCAUUGCAUUCCAAAAUGAACAUCUUCAAGAUGUGCAGAAGCUGUUACUUAAGUCACUGUCAUCAUCUGCCACCACCAGUCGUGGGGCACGACUACGCUGUCUGAUACACCUAGUUCGUCGACUUCCAGCCAAGAAAGCUAACAUUUUAAAGGAGAUUGUUCCUGAAGCUGUUUUAUGUGUAAAAGACAUCAAUGAACGUUGCAGGCAGUCUGCUUUUGCACUUCUUCAUGAGCUUGGAUUGGCCAUGUUUAGAUGGAAAGAAGAAAAACUAGAUAAUGAUGAUGAUGAGGAAGACAUGUCUGAACGAGAUCACACAGUUAUUAAAGAUUUCUUAGCACUCAUCUUAGCAGGUCUUGCUGGCUCUCCUCAAAUGACAAGUGCAACACUCCUAGCGCUUGCUGAUGUUACUCAUCACUUUAAAUCUCAAUUCCCUGAUGAUCUUCUGCAGCUUUUACUAGAAAAUGUUUGUUUGUUAGCCACUUCACCAACCCGUGAGGUUGCUGGAUCUGCUAUUAGUUACUUGAAACAAUUUGUUUACUCUUUUCCUGCAACUACCGUUGGACCAUAUGUCCCUGCUAUUAUGAAAGCUUUUGUUACAAUGACUGAUGAUUGUAAGAGACAUUUUCGGAGAGAAACUCAGCAUAUGCUAGAUAGAAUGAUGCGUAAAUAUGGCUGUGAUGCUAUUGAGAGACAAGUGCCUGGAGAUGAUGAAAUCAUGUUGAAGCGUGUGCGUAAUCUUAGGAAACUUCAUGCUAGAAAGCAGAGGGUGCGGGAGGAACGUCUUAAGAACAAAUUGGCAGUUGAAGACAGUGAUGAUGAAGAAUUUUCAGUCAAAGCUCGUGCCAAGAGCAUUGAAGAAAUUCUCGCUGAAAGUGAUGAUGAAUUAGAUCUUGAGAAAAAAGAAUCUACCUCCAAGGGAGCAAAGAAAAAGUCACAAACUUGGAUCAAAGAAGAACCAGGAGAUAUUAUGGAUCUGGCUGAUACAAUGGCUGCUAGUAAAAUUAGUGCCUCCAAACCAAGCACUAGUACUGCUAAUGGAAUGGCUUUUGAAAAGUCUUCAAAGAAAGAUAAAAAUCGUGGCUUUAAAACUGCGCCUGAUGGUCGGCUUAUCAUUGCUGACAAUGAUAAUGACAGCAGUGAUGAGGAAGGUAAAAGGAAAAUAAAGGGUAGUAAACGAAUCCCUACCGUCUCUGAUUCUGAAUCAGAUGAUGAUAAUGAUCAAGAUAAUGACGGUGAUGCAAUGAGCUCAAGGAGUGGUCCUACGGUGAAAGGACGCAAAAGAAAACUAAGUGCUAAUACAGAUGCUCGCAGCACAACUACUGCAGGUCCUAGUGCUAAAUACCAAGCUGGUGGAUCUGGUAUCCAUAGGCCUACAAGCACAGCUAUGAGUGUAAAGAGUGGAGCAAGUGGUAAGACAGCAGCAACCGGAAAGUCUUCUGCAUCCAAUGCAUUUGGCUCGGAAUACCGCUCAAAGAAGGCAAAGGGUGAUGUGAAGAAGAAGGGUGCUCCAGAUCCUUAUGCAUAUGUUCCUCUAAAUAGAGCUCUAUUAAACAAAAGGAAAAAACUAAAGCAAGCAGGGCAGUUUAAAGGCCUUGUUCGAGCGGCAAGAAAGGGUGCUGCAGCCGGACGUGUUGCUAAGACCCGUGUCUCCCGUAAAUAAUAUGUCAAAAAUUCAUAUUUUUCUUUCUGUGAAUGCCCAAGGAAAUGUCACUCGUGAUCUUUUUGAUUUUAUGACUUAGAGGCAGCUGGCUGUCAUAUUAAAGAACUUUUCUUGAGAUUUAA
Frankliniella occidentalis (western flower thrips) is the source of this 4265-nucleotide messenger RNA. RefSeq names its product RRP12-like protein. NCBI's taxonomy places the organism in Eukaryota, Metazoa, Arthropoda, Insecta, Thysanoptera, Thripidae. The record is from RefSeq and is a predicted model, not a curated record. The transcript has 22 exons. The coding region runs from base 73 to 4143 and encodes 1356 amino acids.